UCCUCUCAUUAGGUAAACAUAAGCGGCAAGUUACAUGAUAUCAAGAUAAACAUGAAGAUUAAUGGAAGCCUGGAAGCAUUUCAAAAGUAACAAAAUUAAAUAUCCAAUAUCAGUCACAAAUGUACAUGAAUAGGCAUAAAAGGGCUCAAAUUUACAAAGCAGUGGUACAAAUUUAGGUGUCAACCUUCGUUUCUAGACGAAGUUCUCACCACAGUAUCUCUAUGGCUGACUCUUGCCCGACUCAGUUGGUCAUUGCAGCUCUCAAUAUUCUCCUGGGAUUCGUAUUCGGGGCGGCAAACACAGACUUUUGUGGAAACGUUUUUGAAACUCAAGUUGACCAUGCCUUACUUGGUCAUGCCAUGGACACGGUUACUGUUCUGGAUGAGUUUCAAUGUCAGCUUAAAUGCAUCGGAAAUAACAGUUGCAAGUCGGUGAAUGUUUAUCCCGAUGGCAACAAUGGACAACGACGCAUUUGUGACCUAAACAACAAAACCCGACAGAUGAAACCAGGAAAUUUUAAAUGGAAGAAAGGAUCUACAUACUAUGGCUCCGUCCAGGUAGGUUACUUCUAAGUUGAUGCAACAUUUUUAUUCUGCAGG
Orbicella faveolata is the source of this 599-nucleotide messenger RNA. RefSeq lists its product as uncharacterized. The record is from RefSeq and is a predicted model, not a curated record. Gene Ontology annotation, molecular function: extracellular matrix structural constituent; oligosaccharide binding. Lineage: Eukaryota; Metazoa; Cnidaria; Anthozoa; Scleractinia; Merulinidae.